Messenger RNA from Ilyonectria robusta, 1629 nucleotides. RefSeq lists its product as uncharacterized. Lineage: Eukaryota; Fungi; Ascomycota; Sordariomycetes; Hypocreales; Nectriaceae. The record is from RefSeq and is a predicted model, not a curated record. Bases 1 to 1629 code for a protein of 542 amino acids. The transcript has a single exon.
AUGGCCGCGAGUGAAGCCCACGACGCGGGCGCCGAGCCGGCGGAGCGUCAAAGUCGGAUGCUUGAGUCAGCGCGGAGCCACGUCGAACUUGUCGAUGUUUGCGUACGGGAAGUCGAUGCCCUCAUUGCGCGGCUGCAGCCCAAGUGCAACCCGAUGCUGUCGACUGGCCUGCCGACGUAUCUUCGCACGCUGCAGCGCGAACAUGUUCUCCUCCGGGAGCUCGUCGCGGAACUUGCGGGCCCAAACUGCGCCGACGAGUCCCUCAAGCUGCAGGACCGACGCCUCGAGGCCAGCGUCAACGUCGUCAGCCGCGGCGUCGCCCAGUGGGAGCGACUCAAGCGGUCUCGCAGGAUCGUCACCGUCAACCAGGCCUUCCAGGGGUCGUCGCGCGAUGACCGCCGCAGCGAGGUGGCCAAGCUCGACAUGGCGGGCCGCGAGAAGCAGAAGAUGCACCGCAUCCUCAAGGAGCAGGGCCGCGUCGAAGUCGACGUCGUCGAGGGGGGCCGCGAGUGGCUGGCCGUCAAGACGGUCCAGCGGGAUCGCCUCGCCCGCCAGUUGACCGACUGCGGCUGGUCGUGGGGCGAGCACGAGCUGGGGGAUCGCGUGGAUGAGGAUGAAUGGGACGAUGUGCCUCUGGCCAAGUACGUCAGGAGGUUGGUUGCUGCGGCGAGGAUGAACCGUCACAAUUACCGCUUCCCCCGGAUCCGCCUCAUACUGUCGAGUCUGAGUCGCGCAGAUGACGAGAUAGACAUCUUUAUCGACCAGCUAGUCCAUAUAGACCCUCUGGUUGAAGUCAUCAUGGAGUACCAGGAGGGCGCCUUCAUGUCGACUGCGCCCCCGCCUCUUGAUGUCGCCCUCGACAACCUCGUUGGCGACGAGCUUGAGGAUCUUACUGCUACCCUCAACCUAGACCAUACUAUUCUCAUCGAUCUCAUUUCAGAUCUCACACAUGCAAGUCUCGAGCCACAACUCUGGCAAGCCCCGACCACCCGCGCACAGAUUGAGGAGGAGAACCGCCACGACGGGGGACUGAUGGCCCGCACGCUGUACCCCGUGUUGGCAGGUCGGAGGCUAGUGUGCACGUCGGAGGCGGCAGAUCACUUCCACUAUGUCCUGCGUAACGUGGGCACGGAGACGGAGCGUGAGAGAGCGAGGUUGCUGGUGCCCUGGGACGACGAGACGCGGAGUAUGUCGACCAAGGACAUCCGAGACCGCUUCCAGCAACUCUCCAUCCACCAACUCCCCGAUGAUGUAAAAGUCCCCAUCGACAUUAUCCCCGAGCCGUGGGAUAUGCCCGCCAUCUCCCAAGCCGUCUCCAGCGGCGUCCUUCCUCGCGUAGCCCUCGACGUUGCCGAAGCCAGUGCCUUCAAGAGCUCCAAGCUGUCCAUCUUCAUAUACGGGUGGGCAGCCGGCGUAGCGACGGUGACGAGCAACAAGGAAGUGCGUCGACAGGUGCGGGCGUGGGUCAAGUUGAAUGCCCGGUCGGAAGACGACAUUGGGCCGUUGAUAUGGACGCUGCAGGUCACGCGGAACUUGCUGGCCAAGAAUGCGAGUCCAAGACCGGGGUGGCACGACAAGUCCACAGGGAGUGAUUGUGGAGCUUAUGAGGAUGAUAACGAUAAUGAGUGA